AUGAAUAGGGACUUCGCGCAAAUACUGGAGGAUUUUUUAUCCGGAGGAAAAAACAUACGCAGGGGAUAUCGUGAUGAUAAUGACCAAGCGAAUGAGGAGAACAUCCCACAUAUUCUCGGACAAAGCGGAUCCAACUUGUUCCAUGACAAUAUAGGGAAAAAAUUAGGAAAAGAAUUAGAAGAGAAGAAGAACUUUUUCAAAUAUACAGAAUAUUCAUUAAGUAGUCUUUACAUGUCAGAUAAUCAAAUUCCCUUAGAAGAAGAUCCCAAAUAUGAAACGUUUAUAAAUAUAAUAACGAAAGCAUCGGAUGCUAAUAAUGAAUAUAAAUGGGUGGAUGAUUAUUUCAAAUGUGAGUUAAAGGAAGAAGUGAAUAUAUUAACACCACAAUCUCAGGACAAAAAUUUUGUGUUUAGGAAAUAUAUACAACCAAAUCAGUUAAAAAAUAUUUGCCUAUUACGGAAAUAUGAGCAAGCAGCCAUUUCCAAAACUCCGGAAAAAAAUAAAGUGGAUGCUAAAAUAGUGUCUGAGUAUAUUGUACACGAUAGUUACAGGCAAAUAAUGAAGGCACUGGAUUUUAAAUUGAGUCAUAGGAUUUUUACACAAGCGCAUAUUUUUCACAGUAAAUAUGGAAACAGCGAUCACAUAAUCAUACUAGUCAUGCGACAUUACAGAGAUGAAAAUUUUCUCCAUCCUCUUUUUCCAGACAGGGCAUUUGUUCAAAUAAAAUCCUAUGUAAAUGAUAAUAAAUACUCCGAUAUGACACAGAAAAAUUUGCUAAAUUACGCAGAGAUUUUCAAGCCGUACAUCAAACUCAGAAAAGUGGAUAGCCACUUCGUGGAACAGAUUAAGGACAGGUAUUACGGCGCCUUUUAA
Plasmodium knowlesi strain H is the source of this 873-nucleotide messenger RNA. Its product is annotated as conserved Plasmodium protein, unknown function. The record is from RefSeq and is a predicted model, not a curated record. NCBI's taxonomy places the organism in Eukaryota, Apicomplexa, Aconoidasida, Haemosporida, Plasmodiidae. Bases 1 to 873 code for a protein of 290 amino acids. The transcript has a single exon.